UCGGGUGGUGAAAUCGCAUUUUAAGGAUUUCAAAGUAAACAAGCAACUAACUGGCCAUGGAGGACACCACGGGAGCAGAGCAGGAUGCCGACAACGUGAUCCGCAUCCUGGUGGCCACCGACAACCACCUGGGCUACAACGAAAAGGACGCACUGCGGGGCGAGGACAGUUUCACCGCCUUCGAGGAGAUCCUGGAACUGGCGGUGUCCGAGGAUGUGGACAUGAUCCUCCUGGGCGGCGACCUCUUCCACGACGCGGUGCCCAGCCAGAACGCCAUGCACAAAUGCAUGGAACUCCUGCGGCGCUACACCUUCGGCGAUCGUCCCGUUUCCCUGGAGAUCCUCAGCGACCCGGCGCGGAACUUCCACAAUGCCGUCAAUCAGUCGGUGAACUACGAGGACCCCAACCUGAACAUCGCCAUUCCGGUGUUCUCCAUUCACGGCAAUCACGACGAUGCCAGUGGCUUUGGUCGCCUCAGCUCUUUGGAUCUGCUGAGCACCUCGGGUCUGGUCAACUACUUUGGCCGAUGGACGGACCUCACCCAGGUGGAGAUCAGCCCCGUGCUAUUGCGCAAGGGCGUGAGCCAAUUGGCUCUCUACGGACUCAGUCACAUCCAAGAUGGGCGGCUGGCCAGGCUCAUCAAGGACUUUAAGGUCAAUUUCAACUGCCCCAAUGAACGAACGGCCGGCGAUGAGUCGAAGGAGGAGGAGGACUGGUUCCACUUGCUGGUGGUGCACCAGAAUCGCGCGGAUCGCGGACCCAAGAAUUACCUGCCCGAGGACUUGCUGCCGCCGUUCCUUCAUCUGGUCAUCUGGGGCCACGAGCACGAUUGCCGCAUCGAGCCGGAGGAGAAUGCCAAGAAGCGCUUCUAUGUCUCCCAGCCAGGCUCCUCGGUGCCCACUUCCCUGUCCGAGGGCGAAGCCAAGAAGAAGCACGUCGGCCUGCUGGAGAUUUACAAGUCGAAAUUCAAGCUCAAGCCGCUUCCGCUGCAGACAGUGCGUCCCUUUGUCUUCGAAUCCGUCGUACUGCCCGAUCGGGCCGAGGAAUUGGGUCUGGACGAGGGCGAUGCCGCCAACAAAGUGUUUAAAUUCGCCAAGGAUCGAGUAGAGGCCAUGCUCGAGCAGGCGAAGGCGCAGCAUACCGGUCAUCCCAGGCAGCCCACGCUGCCGCUCAUCCGGCUGCGCCUUCUCUACACCGAUGAGUCCUGCAUGUUCAAUGCCAUCCGAUUUGGCCAGAUGUUCAGCACACGGGUGGCCAAUGUCCAGGAUGUGGUGUCCUUUAGCAAGCUGAUCAAGCGCACCAAAACGGAGACCGUCAAUCUGGACAAGGAGGCCUUGCGACGCGCGUUGGAGGCCGAUAAUGCCACUCGCGUUGAGGAGUUGGUGGAUCGUUAUUUCGAAGAGGCCAAGUCGAAUAAACCUCUAAGGUUAUUCCACUCGAAGGCUCUGGCCGAGAUGACCUAUCGUCUGGUGGAGCGAAGGGAUGCUGAUGCAGCAGAAAAUAUUGUCAAGUUCUACAAGGACAAGGCAGUGGACCAUCUAAUGGAAUCGAUGCCCAACGAUGAGAACAUCGACGAUGAGCUGACUACUUUUAGGGUGCGCCACAAGCACGAGGAUCUGCUGAAAAUGCUCGAUACGCAGGGCUUGAAAGUAAAACGUGACGAUAAGUCUAUGUCUGUUUUGGGGAGCGAAACCAACUCCUCCACCGUAACUGCAACCGUAACGGGACGUGGACGUGGCCGGGGACGUGGAGCAGCUCGAGGUCGUACCGCUGCCCCAGCCGCUCCACGUGGCAAGGCUCAGCUGGAAGUGACCGUCAAUAGUUCGCGCUCCACAGGCAGACAACAAACGCUGCUAAGCAACCUAAGAGGCCCUCGUAAUACCGCCAGCUAUGUUAUAUCGGAUGAUUCCGACUGAUUGUCAUUCCAUUCCAUUACCCCAAAGCUAAAUAAACAGGAGCUUUCUUUUGUA
Drosophila takahashii is the source of this 1970-nucleotide messenger RNA. RefSeq names its product double strand break repair nuclease mre11 (gene mre11). Gene Ontology annotation, biological process: double-strand break repair via homologous recombination; mitochondrial double-strand break repair via homologous recombination; double-strand break repair via nonhomologous end joining. The record is from RefSeq and is a predicted model, not a curated record. Gene Ontology annotation, cellular component: nucleus; site of double-strand break; Mre11 complex. NCBI's taxonomy places the organism in Eukaryota, Metazoa, Arthropoda, Insecta, Diptera, Drosophilidae. Gene Ontology annotation, molecular function: 3'-5'-DNA exonuclease activity; single-stranded DNA endonuclease activity; manganese ion binding.